GGAUCAUGGGUCGAUGCUCAACCGCUGAGCCACACAGGUGGGCUAGUGCUGAUUUUUGUGUAGCCUGCAGCUUUUCUCAACUGGGGUUUCUUGAGAGACCCAGUGAAAGCCCCAGUGAGAAUGAUGCAGAAAUUCUUCUCAGUUCUCCCAAGGGUGGGACAUAACUGGCACCAUCUAGAUGCAGAGGGGAGAAGUUAAGUCACUGCACACUGCAGUGUAGAUGCCUGGGCAGUGGGGCUGUUUUGUCAUGGGAUAGUUGACAAGGACUGCCCUAGAAUUUCAUGAAAUGUUGGUUGACAAGCAGAAGUGAAUAGUCAACUGAAAAGUCACUAUUGAUAAAAUUCAUUGAUUAAAAGUGUACAAUAACAACUUUUAGUAAAUUUAGAGUUGUACAACCACCACCACAGACCAGUUUUAGAACAUUUCCAUCACCCUGCAAAGACCCCUCAUGCCCAUUUGCAGUCACUCUUCACUACCAUUUUGAGCCCCUGGCCUCUGCUAGUCUGCUUUCUGUUUCUAUAGAUUUUCCUUUUCUGGACAUUACAUAUAAAUGUAAUCAUACAGCAUGUGGUCCUUUGUGUCUGCCUUCUCUCACUUAGCACAAUUUUUUUGAGGUUUGUUCGUGUGGUAUCUUGUAUCAGUACUUCAUUUUGUAUCCCUGACACCCUGACAGUGCCUGGCACAUAGUAGGUGCUCAGUGAGGGGCUGAAGGAUCUCACCAAGAUCAGAUGCCAUUCCAAAUAGAGCGUGGCUACCCGCCAAGCUGCUGUGGACUUGGCACUGAUCCCCUGCCAUUGAUUUUGGAAGUUAAAAGCAAAGGGCUAUAAUGAAAAUUGACAAACGUGGAAUGCAGCUGGCCAAGGACAAUGUGGGGCAGGCCCCUGUGGCCAACAGUUGCAAAUGAGUAGUAGUGUGCGGUGCCCAGCACAAAAUGGGAAGCCCAGCUUUCUGGCUGGGCUUAUUGUGGCGGUCUCCCUUUGCUUGGUCUGUUACAAUCACUGAUUUUUUUUUUUCUUUGAGGGUUAUAGGUCUUUUCUUUCUGUAUUUGUUUCUUUUAUAUAUUUGUUGUACUGUCAGAUGAAUAUUUGAUCGGAAAUUACUAAAUGUGCUCUGGAAAGAAAGAAUUAGGCACAAAAACUUUUGAUCAUAUCAAAAUUUCUUUGUCCACACCCCAAAGAAACCCCAGGGACUGGAGAUCAGGCACAGCAGAGCAAUUUAAACACGCUUACAGAAAUGGAGAACCCUUUGAGAAAGCCAUCUGAAUUAGUGUGUGUUAUCUAGACAGGGUUAAGAUUGUCUAAAUAGUAAUGAAAAAUAUACGACUGAAAUAUAAAAAUGUAGAAAGGGGCAUUUAAAAGUUAACAGGCUUAUCAAUUUCAUCCAGCAUUGGCUUAGGUUGCAGGUAGACCUAUGAAAUCUUCAGGAACAGAGCCAACACAAGUGGAUUUCUGGCAGAGAUUCAAGGCCAUAUACUCUGAAUUUCAACAACUACCCGGAAAGGUCUGAAGUUGGUAAUAACCGUCUCAGGGACAGUAGGGUUUGCUGAGAGGGAGGGUAAAGAGGGAGAAGGAAAUGCCCUAAAGCAAACUUAGUUUCUAGCCAGGUGCAGGGAACAGAAUGCCCCUCUCCCCCCUUUUUUUAAAUAAGAGAAAUUGAACAUUACAGAUAAGAGUUGAAGCACCCCUGCCCCUCAGUGCGGAACCCCCUCUCCCCCCACAGGCAGACACGAUUAUGAAUUUGGUGGGCAUCCCUCUGAAGGUGUAUAUUCCAUUUGACUACAUUUUUGUGUGCAUGUGUUUAUUGUUUUAAAAUAGAAAUCAGUGGCAUCAUCUGGUACAGAUUUUUUGACAGUUUCCCUUUCCUCUCAACAGUAUGAUUUCAAGACCUGUGUGUGUUGCGUAUGUAUAUAUACAUAUACACACACACACACAUACGUAUCAUAGCUAUAUAAUAUUCUAUUGUAUGAAUAUGUUGCAACUUAUCCUUUCUCUUACUGAAAGGACAUCAAGUUUCCCCCCUUAUUACACAUCAUACUGCAGUGACCACCUGUGUACAUACUUCUUGUCCACUUAAUUAAGGACCCACUUAGGCCAGCAGUUCUCAAACUCUUCAGCCUCAGGAUUUCUUUACACUCUUAGAACAUAUUGGGGACCCCAAACAGUUUUUGUUUAUGUGAAUUAUAGCUACCCAUAUUUACCAUAUUAGAAAUUAAAGCAAAGUAAAUAAUACUUAUUAAUUAAUUUUAAAAUGAAUAAUAAACCCAUUAUGUUAACAAAAGUAACAUUUACUUUUUAAAAACCCUUUAUUUCCUAAAAUUCCCCCAAAUUAGUAAGAGUGAUACUGUUUUUGGGUUUCUUGUUUGUCUUUUUUUUUCAUUGCUAAUUCCUAUAGCGUCUGGCUUAAUAGAAGAUGGCUCGAUACUCAUAUCUGCUUCUGUAUUCAGUGUUUUACAGUCUGUUGUUUUGGGUGAAGUUUUGAAUAAAACCCUGUUGGGAAAGGUAGGAGUAUCUUAACAGUCUUAAAGUAAUUGCAGCUAUUUAUUUGCUACUACAACAAAACAAGUGUAAAAUCUGAAACCAUAGUGACCAGAGUAAUUGGCCUGUGCUGUUUCAAAUGAGUCUGUCACCCGCAUAUGGUUUUGUGGCAUCUUGCACUGGUCAUUUGGAAUAUGGGUUUCCACUUUUACAGUAUGGGGCAGUCAUCAGGUCAUGGCAGCAGAGACAAGCUUUUGAAAAUUUCAAUUUUCACUUGAAACUCAGAUUUUAUCUUUGGCAACAAAUGCCAUCGGUUGUUUUCCUUGAAAUGAUAGGCUCAUUUCAUUAGUUUUCGAGAUAAUGUCUGCCAGAUACCCCAGACUGAAGAACCAGUUUGUCCCUGCAUUGUUUCAAGUAGAAGUCACGGGUGUGGAAAGCAGCAGCCAGCUGGGCCCACCACCCGCAGCUGCCCAGCGCUCCCCGGUCUCCUUACACCUCCGUGCACAGCAGAAGUGCCCCUUGUGUUCUUCAUGCUUAACUCUAAUUCCUUUUAGGGUUUACUGAAGAGGGAGGAGGAAAUGCGGGGACAGGGGAAGUGCUGAGCCAGAGGGAAGGAAAGUGCUCCAGCCAAGGGCCCCCAGUGGUGAAGCCUCUGCGAGGCUCCUGGACUGGGAAUGCAGACCCCAUGAGCAGCUGCCAGGAGCCUGAGUUCUAGAUUGUGCCCCAGGUCCCCCGCAAGACCUAGCAAAGCCUCUGAUUGCCUGUGGUCAGCUCAGAAGGAUCGCAGGAUCCUGGAUUUGGGUCUGGAGCCGGACCCCUCAUGUAUAUUUGUUUGAAUAUACCUUUAAUUAAAAUCAAAACAAAAACCUUUUUUCAUUUCACUCUGGCACACAGCAUCUCUGGAUCCCACAGCCACUCUGGCACACGUUACAAAUUGUAGGGAUUGCUUGCUUAUGCUGGGUGAUUCUAUUUUCCCUCCAGUCACCCAUGGGCCACGGUCAUCAAGGCUGCUAUGAGGAAGUACCCAAAUCCGAUGAACCCCUGUGUCGUGGGAGUCGAUGUGCUGGAGCGCAGUGUGGACGGCUGUGGACGACUUCACAGCCACCGCCUCCUCAGCACUGAGUGGGGGCUGCCCGGCCUCGUGAGAGCGAUUUUGGGAACCAGUAGGACUUUGACAUACAUCAAAGAACAUUCUGUUGUGGAUCCAGUGGAAAAGAAAAUGGAACUUUGUUCCACCAAUAUCACACUCACAAACUUGGUGUCGGUGAACGAGAGGUUGGUGUACACACCCCAUCCGGAGAACCCUGAAAUGACGGUGCUCACGCAGGAAGCCAUCAUCACUGUGAAGGGGAUCAGCCUUGGCAGCUAUCUGGAAAGUUUAAUGGCCAACACAAUAUCAUCCAAUGCAAAGAAGGGGUGGGCUGCUAUUGAGUGGAUAAUUGAAAAUUCUGAAAGCGCCGUGAGCUGACGGGGUCCGCACCUGCGUGUCACGAACGGCGAUGCCUCACCCAAGAAAUCAGAGGAAAGAAAGAAAGAAAGAAAAAGGAAGAAAGCAGCGAGUCCUGAAUGCGGUGCAGCGGCCCAGGCCGGGAGGUGCGGAGUCCGCCGCCUGCCGGCCCACAGGCUCCUCCACGGCGACCACGGGGCAGGAGGCGCGGCCCAGGCGCAGGCGGAGCUCCAGCCUGUGCAGUGAGACCCCGAGGAGGACGGCCUGUAGCAGGACAGGGGCCGCCGGGCAGGAGGACCGGCCACGAGGCCGCCACUUCGUCAUCCGAUUGCUGAGCAGGGUCCUGGGAGCCGCCCCCGAGCCCGCCUUCAGUCAGAUUGUUCUUGUGCCUUUGUCUAUUUUCUCCUUAGCAACAGCUCCCGGCUCUUUCUUGCCAAUUCUUGGGAUCUCACAAAAUAGCUUUUCUCUUUUCAGAUCGCUGCCCGUUUCCCUCCCAGUGCCUCUUAAAUAACAGUCUUCACCACCAGUCUCUUCACACGUCUCUGGCUACCAUCUGUCAUUUCAGAUGGUGCCGCCAUGUACCCUUCUCCUCUCCUCCUCACUGCAAAUCUGCGCCCGCUGGAGUAGGGGCGCCCACCCCCAAUGGGGACCUGCGUGGUUGACAGCGCCGUGGGCUCUCCCGUCUGAGACAGAAUUGGUCACGAGAGCAAGGCACUCUGUCCUGGGUCUGCAACUGGUUUGUCCUGCUAUCCUGGGACAAGCGACCCCAAGUCGCCGAAGGCCUGUGUCACUUCUGUCCGUUCUGACCUGUCCUCAGCAAGAGCCACUGCUGCGAGGUGGCAGCCACAGAGCUUGUGAUUUUAAACACUCUGCUAUCCUGUUAGCUUCACGGUACUUCCAAAUUGGGAGUUUUAAUUUUCCCAUUUUCAAAAAUAAAAUGUACAAUCUCUUUCAA
Messenger RNA from Miniopterus natalensis, 4876 nucleotides. NCBI's taxonomy places the organism in Eukaryota, Metazoa, Chordata, Mammalia, Chiroptera, Miniopteridae. The record is from RefSeq and is a predicted model, not a curated record.